Messenger RNA from Myripristis murdjan (pinecone soldierfish), 5534 nucleotides. Its product is annotated as sodium channel protein type 4 subunit alpha B-like. Gene Ontology annotation, biological process: sodium ion transmembrane transport; neuronal action potential; membrane depolarization during action potential. The coding region runs from base 30 to 5096 and encodes 1688 amino acids. The transcript has 31 exons. Gene Ontology annotation, cellular component: plasma membrane; voltage-gated sodium channel complex. Lineage: Eukaryota; Metazoa; Chordata; Actinopteri; Holocentriformes; Holocentridae. The record is from RefSeq and is a predicted model, not a curated record. Gene Ontology annotation, molecular function: voltage-gated sodium channel activity.
GAGAGAGAGGGGGAGAGAGAGAAAGAGAGAUGGAGGAGAGUCGCGAACCCACGCGGGGCACCGGAGGCUGCUGCAGCGGGAGGAGCGGGCCCGUCCGGAGGAGCAGCGGCCGGCUGAGGCUCGACGCCCCGCAGCUGAGGCGGUUGCUAGGCGACAGUGGAGUCCAUGCAGAGCUGCAGAACACCAGGAUGGCGCGCCUGCUGCCCCCUGUUGGCACAGAGGUGUUCAGGCGCCUCAGCCCCGCCUCCCUGCAGGAGAUGGAGCGCCGGCAGCAGCAGGAGGAGGAGGAGGAGGAGGAGCAGAGGAGGAAGGAGCAGAAGAUAAAGGUGGAACUGGAGGCCGGGAAGCCCCUCCCCUUUUUCUACGGAGACCCGCCCCCUGAGCUAAUCAGCACCCCAUUGGAGGAGCUGGACCCCUACUACCAAUCACAGGAGACCUUCAUCGUGGUGGCUAAGGGGAACGUGGUGCACAGGUUUGACGCGGCGCUGUCCUGCUUCCUGUUGGGUCCGCUCAGCGGCGUGAGGACGGCCGCCAUCAGGCUCCUCGUCCACCCUUUCUUCAGCGUCUUCAUGAUGGUGACGAUCCUCCUGCACUUCGUCCUGAUGGCCUCAAGCUGGCAGCCAGGCUGGGGGGAGGCUCCAGAGUACGUGUUCACAGCCGUCUACGUGUUUGAGGUGGUGGUGAAAGUGCUGUCCCGGGGUUUCUGCGUGGGACGGUUCAGCUUCCUCAGGGACCCGUGGAACUGGCUGGACUCCGUCCUCAUCCUCCUGACGUGUGUGAGGUUCUGGGUAUACAUGGGAAAUCUUUCUGCACUGAGGACUUUCAGAGUUCUCCCAUUCCUGUCGACAGUCACCCCAGGUCUGAAGACGACAGCGGGGGCUCUCGUCCAAUCGGUGAAGAGGCUCGGUGAUGUCAUGAUCCUGACGGUGUUCUUCCUCAGCGUCUUCGCUCUGAUUGGCCUGCAGCUCUUCAUGGGAAACCUGCGGCACAAAUGUGUCAUCUGGCCGAUCGACCUCAACACGUCAGAGCCCUUCUCGUUCCAGGAAUACAUCACCAACACCACAAACCAAUACUACCUUCCUGGUCAGUUGGAUGCUCUGCUGUGUGGGAACAGCUCUGAUGCUGGGAUGUGUCCAGAAGGCUACACUUGUAUCAAGGCAGGAAAUAACCCAAACUACGGAUUCACCAACUUCGAUUCGUUUGGUUGGGCCUUCCUCUCUGCGUUCAGACUGAUGACAUGGGACUUCUGGGAAAAUCUCUGCAUGCUGACUUUGCGUUCAGCUGGUAAGACCUAUGUGAUCUUCUUCAUGAUCAUCACCUUCCUGGGUUCCUUCUACCUGUUGAACCUCAUCCUGGCGGUGGUGGUCAUGGCGUACACCGAGCUGAACGAGGGCAUCGCAGCUGAGGCCAAGCGGAAAGAGGACGAGUACAACCAGAUCCUGAAGGCACUGAAGAAGAGAGAGAAAGAGGCAGCCUGUGGGCACAGUGCAUCAGCUGAAGUCAAGACCCAUGAGCAAGGACACACUGUUGUGGAUGCAGAGAAGGAGAAAGACCGGAGGACCUGCCCGUCAUGUUGCUAUGACUUCGCCGGCGGCGUCCUGAAGUGGAACUGCUGUGGUUGUUGGCGCCGGGUCAAACAGCGGCUGCACGCCUUCGUCAUGGAUCCGUUCUUUGACCUUGGAAUCACCAUCUGUAUGAUCGUCAACACCAUCUUCCUGGCCAUGGAGCAUUACCCCAUGACGGCUGCAUUUGAUGAAAUGCUGAAUAUUGGAAACCUGGUCUUUACAGGAAUCCUCGUGGCUGAGAUGCUCCUCAAGCUGCUGGCCAUGGACCCGUACUACUACUUCCAGGUGGGGUGGAACAUCUUUGACAGCAUCGUAGUCUUCACAGCCGUUCUUGAGCUGGUACUGGCUGAUGUGUCUGGCUUGUCUCUGCUGCGCUCCUUCCGCCUGUUGCGAGUGUUUAAGCUGGUGAAGAGCUGGCUGCCCCACAGCAGACCAUGGAAGAUCAUAAAGAACUCGUUGGGCGCUCUGGCCAAUCUGCUGCUGGUCCUGUUCAUCGUCCUCAUCAUCUUCGCCGAGGUCGGCCGGCAGCUGUUUGGGAGGAGCUACCAAGACUGUGUUUGUAAAAUCUCCUAUGACUGUGAGCUUCCUCGCUGGCACAUGAACGACCUCUACCACGCCUUCCUGAUCAUGUUCAGGGCGCUGUGUGGAGAAUGGAUAGAAACCAUGUGGGACUGCAUGGAGGUCGCAGGUCAGGCCCAGUGUCUGAUCUUCUACAUGGUGGUCGUGUUCAUCUGCAAGCUGUUGGUGGUGAAUCUGUUCCUGGCCUUGGUGCUGAGCGCGUUCAGAAACACCCCGGCGGCUACGGAGGAAAAGAGCAACAUGCAGAUCGCCAUGAGCAGGAUAUGGACUCUGCUGGGGAAGAGCCACGCCGAGCCGGAACACGCUGGAGUGGACAAGAAGGCUGAGGACAGGAAGGAGUACCUGGCUCUGACCUCUGUGGCCUCAGACCAGCCCUCGUCCGACGCCCUCGCCGCUGUCAGGGUGCCCCUCGCCACUGAUGACGACAGUGAUGACUUGAUGGAGAAAGACACCAAAGAGGAUUUCCAUGAGCAGCCUUCAGUGUGCAGCACGAUGCAGAAGACUCCUGUGGCAGCAGAGAAAAAGGAGGAAGAAGAUCUCAAAGGCAGCCAACCCAAAGACUGCUGUGAUGCUGGCUGUUACAGAUGCUGUCCUUGGCUCGAUGUCGACAUGUCCCGGGGCCCAGGGAAAGUCUGGCUUCACCUCAGGAAAACCUGCUUCUCCAUCGUGGAGCACACAUCCUUUGAGGCGUUCAUGACGGUGGUGAUUCUGCUCAGCUGUGGCAUUCUGGCGUUUGAAGACAUCUACCUGGAGCAGCGUCCCGCCCUGAGGGCCAUCCUGGAGUACGCCGAGCUGGUCUUCACCUACAUCUUCGUCACGGAGAUGCUGCUCAAGUGGGUGGCCUACGGCCUCAGGGCCUACUUCACCAACGCCUGGUGCUGGCUGGACUUCCUCAUCGUCAAUGUUUCCGUGAUGCAUCUGACUGCGAGUGCCCUGGGAUUCUCGGGGAUCUCGCCCCUCAGGUCCCUGAGGGCCCUCAGGUCUCUGAAGACUUUGUGUCGCUGUGAAGGCAUGAAGGUGGUGGCCGGAGCCCUGGUUGGAGCGAUCCCGUCCCUGUCGCAGGUUCUGCUGGUGUGUUUGACGAUCUGGUUGAUCUUCGGCAUCAUGGGAGUGAAUCUGUUUGCCGGGAAGUUCUUCUACUGUUUCAACGAGACGUCGGAGGAAUACUUCCUCCCUGAAGUCGUCAGCAACAAGACCGAGUGUGUGAUGCUGGUGGGGAUGGACUACCACGAGGUCCGCUGGAAGAACGUCAGGAUCAACUUCGACCACAUAGGGAUGGCCUACCUGGCCCUGCUGCAAGUCGCGACGUUCAAAGGCUGGAUGGACAUCAUGUAUGCAGCUGUGGACACCACCAUGAUAGAAGACCAGCCCUUCUAUGAAGCAAACCCUUACAUGUACCUCUAUUUUGUCCUCUUCGCCAUCUUCGGUUCCCUCUUCACUCUCCAACUCUUCACCGGAGUCAUCAUCGAGUCCUUCAGGCAGCAGAAAGCCAAGCUGGAGGAGGCAGGUGUCUUCAUGACGGAGAGCCAGAGGAAAUAUCACAAGGCCAUGAAGAAACUGGGCUCCAAGAAACCUCUGAAACCUGUACCGCGGCCUCAGAACGCGUGCCAGGGUCUGGUGUUCGACCUGGUAACCAGCAAGUGGUUUGAGAUCUUCGUCGCGGUUAUGAUCUGUCUCAGCAUGGUGGUCAUGAUGCUGGAGACGGAUGACCAGAGCGACGAGAAAGAGGUGAUCCUCUACUGGAUGCAUUUCUUCUUCAUCAGCCUCUUCACUGUUGAGUGUUGUCUGAGGAUCUUUGGGCUGAGGCGUCACUUCUUCGCUGACUGCUGGAACAUCUUGGACUUUGUGGUGAUCCUCAUGUCCGUUGUUGGUCUUUUCCUAGCGGACCUCAUAGAGAAGUAUUUCAUCUCCCCCGUGCUGUUCCGUGUGGUACGAUUGACUCGAGUCUUCCUCGUCCUGCGCCUCAUCCGUUUUACCAAGGGCAUCCGGAUGCUGCUCGGCACUCUGAAGAAAUCACUUCCUGCUCUGCUCAGCGUCGGCGUCCUCCUCUUCCUCAUCAUGUUCAUCUAUUCCAUUUUCGGCAUGUACAGCUUCGCCUAUGUCAAACAUGGAGCCGGGAUUGACGACAUGUGGAACUUCGAGACCUUCGGCAACAGCAUCGUUUCUCUCUUCAUGAGCAGCGUGUCAGGCCAGUGGGACGGCAUGCUCUUACCCAUCUUGAGCACGCCUCCAGACUGCGACCCGUAUCUGGGGAACCCAGGAACGUCCGUCAUAGGGGACUGUGGCAAGCCGACGGCGGGCAUCGUGUUCUUCUCCAGCUACAUCAUCCUGACGUUUCUCAUGGCCAUCACGUUCAUCACCAUCGUCCUGGAGAGCUACAGGGAGUUGACAGAGGAGAGGUCCGAGCCGCUGUGUGAGGACGACUUCGACAUGUUCUACGAAAACUGGCAGAGGUUUGACCCGGCAGCUUCGCAGUUCAUACAAUACAGUGCGCUGUCAGAUUUCUGUGACACCCUGCUGGAUCCUCUGAGGAUUCCUAAACCCAACGCCGUUAAACUGAUGAACAUGGAUCUGCCCCUGAUGUCUGGAGACAGAAUCCACUGUCUGGACAUCCUGCUGGCCCUGACCAGUGAGGUGCUGGGCGACUCGGGGGAGAUGGAUGACCUCAAAGCCAGUGUGAAGGAGAGGUUCAUGGCCAACAACCCCUCCAAGGUGUCGUAUGAACCAGUCAGCAGCACCCGGCGCAAGAAACAGCAGGAAGUGGCGGCAAGCGUCAUCCAGAGAGCGUACAAGAAACACCGAGAGGAACCGAGGAAGCAGGGCAAGGAGGAACCUGGAGACGUUCCUGCAGAAGAAGGCGAGAAGCUCCCUGUCGCUGCGGUUCUCCUCCACUCCUCCCCCGGCAGCGGCGCCCCAAGCCUCCCGCCGGCGGAGGAGCAGUCCAUCGCCUGAACGCACGGCGACAGGCGGCAGCCGCGAGGAGCUGCAGGUGGUCGACUGCUCCACAGGAGGCGCCUCCAACAGACCGAAUCACCACAACAUCACUAACAACAACCACAGUCACUUCCUGGUAGAAAACUGUCCGUUCAUUUGAUUUGCAGAGGCUUGUGAGAUCAGGACAUUUAUGGUGAUUUUCCAUUAGCACCUACUCGGCUCUACUCAGCUCGACUCUACCCGACUAGACUUGGAUGCAGUGGUUUUCCAUUACAAUUGAGUACUAUCUCAUCGUGGGUGGAGUCGUCAUAGCAACGCGGCCCCGCCACCAAGCACAGAAAAGUCUCCACCUCUUCAUUUGACCACUGUACUGGUUUGCAUGCCAUUUUCCAAUUUUGCCAACUUAAGCUAUGAUCAAUUCACACGGUCGCUGUUGCUGUUUUUUUUUUGGGGUUU